AUGAAGACCUUCUUGCUCAUAAGGCCAAUCCUGACCUGGGUGAGGAUGACCUGGCCCGAGAAUGGCCCAAACCCGUCCAUCCGGUCAAUCUUCCAGAUGAUUCACCACGACGUGGCCUACGCGGCUUGGCUUUCCGUCAACAUUCGGCUAUCACCCGAGGUUCUUCACUUUGAAUGGCGCGAGCCCGACGAACUCUAUGUGCCGGGCGACUUUGAGAUCCCCGAUCCAGGAGUACUGCCAAUACCAUCCAACGCCUUACUGAGCCCGACGUCUCAUGGGUUUGUCGCUUCGACGAGUCGAUUCAGAGAACCGCCGAUAGAGCCACCGUUGUCGAGAGUGCUAAUUUCCUUUGUCCCCGUCGUUCAGAGAAUCUCGCUCGUCGAGGGUGCCAAUGGAGAAGAGCCCAUUGGUAGCCAGAGGAAAAGGUUGUUGGAGUCUCGGACGGCCUACUAUACCCUCUGGCGCCACACGGAUGAGGUCAAUCCAUCGCCGGGCUCGCUUGUCGACCACGCAUGUGAGAUGAGGCGACCCAAACCGACAUACUUCUCUGCGAUCGUCCGUCCAUUAUUCUGGCAGCUUUUGGUGUACACUUUGAUUAUUCAACUCUUGAGAUACAUCUACCAACUGCGGGACGAGUACAUCAAGCGGAGCAAUGAGGGUGGGACGGUCUCUGCGUACGAUCCGUCGUCCGGUCGUGCUGGGACCGAUCAGGGUGUUCAGGAGUUUGGCUUUACCCGGUAG
Molecule: messenger RNA, 741 nt
Organism: Colletotrichum fioriniae
Lineage: Eukaryota; Fungi; Ascomycota; Sordariomycetes; Glomerellales; Glomerellaceae
Source: RefSeq, a predicted model, not a curated record